GCCACUUCUAUCAUCCAUCCAGGAUGAUCACUACCAUAAUCCAAACCAUAACAAAGAAGAUUAUGAUCACGUUGGACGCACCGGAAUUCGAUAUUUUAUCAAGGAAUUCUGCGUGGAGUCAAAGAAGCUUUGGUACUUAGCCGCUCCCGCGAUCCUCACUUCCAUCUGCCAAUACUCACUCGGUGCCAUUACUCAAGUAUUUGCUGGCCAACUCGGAACUACCGAACUCGCUAUGGUUUCAGUCGAGAACUCCAUCAUCGCUGGGUUUGGUUAUGGCAUCAUGUGGGGCAUGGGAAGUGCACUAGAAACCCUUUGCGGGAUGGCAUUCGGAGCGGGUCACCUCGAGAUGCUUGGGAUCUACAUGCAAAGAUCGUGGGUCAUCCUCAAUGUCACUGCUCUGGGCCUGAUGUUCCUUUACAUCUUCGCGACGCCAGUGCUGAAAAUCAUGGGCGAGACAGACGAAAUCGCGAGGGAAGCCGGAAUGUUUUCGCUGUGGAUGAUUCCGCAGCUCUUCGCUUAUGCGAUGAACUACCCGCUCACGAAGUUUCUGCAGGCGCAGGGCAAGUUCAUGGCCAUGGCGGUGAUAUCGGGGUUCACGCUGAUGCUGCAUGCUGUCUUCAGUUGGCUUUUGAUGCUGAAGUUAGGGUGGGGAAUGGUGGGGGCAGCGGUUGUGCUGAAUUCGUCGUGGUGGUUCAUUGUGCUGGCUGAACUAGUUUAUAUUUUCUCUGGGGCAUGUGGUCGAGCUUGGACUGGAUUUUCAUGGAUGGCCUUCCAAAAUCUCUGGGGAUUUCUCAAGUUAUCUCUUGCAUCUGGCGCAAUGCUCGCCUUGGAAAUGUGGUACAUGAUGUCGCUAACUCUCUUUGCUGGAUACUUAACGGAUGCUCAAGUUAUGUCAGAUGCAUCCUCCAUAUGUGUAAACAUCAUGGGUUGGACAAUUAUGGCAGGAAAUGGAUUCAAUUCAUCCAUAAGUGUGCGGGUGUCAAAUGAAUUGGGCGCAGCCAACCCCAGAGCAGCCAAAUUCUCAGCAAUGGUGGUCGGAGUGACGUCCUCUCUGAUAGGUUUCUUCCUCCUGCUUGUUCUUGUCGCCACCGCAAAGCUGUACCCCUCCUUGUUUUCAACCGAUACCCAAGUCAAAGAGAUUGUAUACGAACUCACACCGUUGCUUGGACUCGCCAUUCUUGUUUACAAUUUUCAAUUAUCUCUCGCAGGGGUGGCCAUUGGGGCAGGGUGGCAAGCCUACGUCGCAUAUGUGAACCUAGGGUGUUACUAUUUUGUUGGGAUUCCAAUGUGUCUGCUUAUGGCAUUCAAGUUCAACAUGGGCAUUCAGGGAAUUUGGGGGGGAAUUCUGAUAGGAUCAAUUCUAGAGGCUUUCAUUCUCAUGUGGAUCAUAUACAGAACAAAUUGGGAUAAGGAGGCCUCUAUUGCUGGAGACAGGUUACAACACUGGGGUUAAAGGGCAGAUGACAUCUAUGUAAUUAAUUUUAGUGAUAGAGACCAAAAGCACAUGGAAAUAGUUUCAAGGAAUUAAGCAUAUAUAAAUUAAGAAGAUCCGAAAAAUUCACAAAUAAUGUCACAUCUGGACUGUGUAGGCAACGACUAAUUAGUACUAUUAAAUGUAUACCUCCAUUUGUUACGAUGUAAAAAUUCACUCAUAGAUACGUUUGUAUCUUGACAAAUCGAUUGCUUCGGCAGUCAAUUUGCCAGAGAGUGCAUGAUUCAGCAACGUAGAGGAAUAGCCUUACGAGGCGGUCCCAUAUAAUACAUGGGGAGAUCCCAGGAAUGAAAACUGAGGCAGAGUAUGCUUGGAAUCCAUAUCAGAACUAGAAGUCGCUCUGGAGUUGAUUUCUAAAUAAAUGUCAGACUUUUGUGUUUGUUAAUUCAGUAUCUCAAAAUUUGGGUCUGUAAUAAAUGAAAUUUAAUUAUGUAAUAAUCGUUCUCAAUUAUGGUAAUAAAGUUUAAUUAAAAUAA
Rhododendron vialii is the source of this 1968-nucleotide messenger RNA. Its product is annotated as protein DETOXIFICATION 29-like. The coding region runs from base 233 to 1453 and encodes 406 amino acids. The transcript has 8 exons. Gene Ontology annotation, cellular component: vacuolar membrane. Lineage: Eukaryota; Viridiplantae; Streptophyta; Magnoliopsida; Ericales; Ericaceae. Gene Ontology annotation, molecular function: antiporter activity; xenobiotic transmembrane transporter activity. The record is from RefSeq and is a predicted model, not a curated record. Gene Ontology annotation, biological process: xenobiotic detoxification by transmembrane export across the plasma membrane.